Prunus avium (sweet cherry) is the source of this 4881-nucleotide messenger RNA. RefSeq names its product zinc finger CCCH domain-containing protein 44. Lineage: Eukaryota; Viridiplantae; Streptophyta; Magnoliopsida; Rosales; Rosaceae. Gene Ontology annotation, molecular function: protein binding; DNA binding; metal ion binding. The record is from RefSeq and is a predicted model, not a curated record.
AAAGGUACCCGGCUUGCCUUUGCCCACCCAAACAACGACCCCUUUCCUCUCAAUUUCCCCUCUCUCUCUCUCUCUUCCUUCCACUUCCACCCAAUACCAAGUGUUCGCCUUUCCACAGCUCCGUGUGUCGUCGGUCCUCCUCACUUUUUCUUCUUCCUCCAAGCCCCAUACCCAUAUCAUAAAUAAACCCAAGGUUUAAAAAACAAAAGUCUGUUGCGCAACGCAACCCGAAACCCGACCCAAUGCUCUGUCACAUCCUCGCCCGGUCCUCCAUUUCCAUGUGCGCUGCUUCUGUAGCCACUUCUCAUAAUUGCAGCUCAAACACCUAGGGUUUUCAAUCUCUCUCCUCCAAUCCCCUUUACCAUUCAAUUUUAUUACUUCAAUUGUAGCUCAUGGAGCUCCAGAAAGCUCAGCUCUCCUCCACCUUCUACAGAACUAGUCUAGAGGAAGAUGGAGGAGGAGGAGGAGGAGGAGAACAGGCCUUUGACCGGUCGCUGCCGGCCGCGGAGGACCGCAUGAGUGUUGAUCAAUGCGAAGCGAUCGGGGACCUGGAUGAUUCGCAGCUCGUCGGAGCUCCCCAGACGGUCGCCGGCGGCGGCAUGGUUGCUGGUAGGGUGGGGCAGGGGAUGGCGGACGUGGCGGUCAAAGUGGCGGCGGAGAAGAGCUUAGGGAAACGGAGGCGGGGUCGGCCGCCGAGUGGGCACGUCAGAGCGGCCCCGGUGAGGAAGCAGAACGAAGAAGAGGACGUUUGCUUCAUUUGCUUCGAUGGUGGAAGCCUCGUGCUUUGUGACCGCAGGGGCUGUCCUAAGGCAUACCAUCCAUCGUGCAUCAAGCGGGACGAAUCUUUCUUUAAAUCAAAGGCCAAAUGGAAUUGUGGUUGGCAUAUAUGCAGCAGUUGUCAGAAGGCUUCACAUUAUUGGUGUUAUACUUGUACUUAUUCUCUGUGCAAAGGUUGUACUAAGGAUGCUGAUUAUCAAUGCGUACGAGGAAACAAAGGAUUUUGUGGAACAUGUAUGAGAACUAUCAUGCUAAUUGAAAAUGUGCAAGGAAAUAAGGAAGUGGCCCAAGUAGAUUUUGAUGACAAAAGCAGCUGGGAGUAUCUGUUCAAGGUUUACUGGAAUCUUUUGAAAGGGAAACUAUCAUUAACUCUGGACGAGCUCAUUAAUGCUAAAAAUCCAUGGAAAGGAGCUGCUGUUGUGGUUUGUAAGAGGGAUUCUUCGGGUGAACUAUAUAAUGGGGAUAAAACAACAGAUUCAGGUUCUCUCAACUCUUUUGCAGACCUGGAAGCAACACAUUCAAAAAGAAGUAAUAAAAAGCCUAGAAUUUCCAACAAGGAUUUGACUGUUGAAAAAUCACUUGGUGGUAGAGGGAUGCCUUUCUCUGAAGGCACAGUUUGGGCAUCAAAGGAGCUCCUGGCGUUUGUUGCUCAUAUGAAAAAUGGUGAUAUAUCUGUGCUAUCUCAAUUUGAUGUCCAGGCACUUUUGCUCGAGUACAUAAAGAAAAACAAUCUUCGUGAUCCUCGCCGGAAAUGCCAAAUUGUUUGUGAUUCAAGGCUCAUAAAUCUGUUUGGGAAAGAAUGUGUGGGUCACUUUGAAAUGUUAAAGCUUCUUGAAUCUCACUUCCUUAUAAAGGAAAGUUCCAGGGCAGAUAAUAUUAGCAGUGCUGCAGUUGUUACUAGUGUUUCCAGCCAAAUGGAGUUUGAUGGGAUCCAUGAUAAUCAAAUGAUGAUGGGUAAUGAUAAGAGGCGUAAAACACGUAAAAGAGUAGAUGAGAAAGGACCACAGACUAAUCCAGCUGCAUAUGCAGCGAUUGAUGUUCACAACAUCAAUCUGAUUUACUUGCGCCGUAACUGGAUGGAGAUUCUUAUUGAAGACAUUGAUAAAUUUCAUGAGAAGGUGGUUGGUUCAGUUGUGCGAAUAAGAAUUUCUAGUGGUGAUCAAAAGCAAGAGAUUUAUAGGCUUGUCCAAGUUAUAGGUACCAGCAAGGUUGCUGAACCUUAUAAAAUUGGCACAAGAACAACUGAUGUCAAGCUUGAAAUCUUGAACUUAGACAAGAAAGAGGUUAUACCAAUUGAUGAGAUCUCUAAUCAGGAAUUCACCCAGGAUGAAUGCAAACGAUUACGUCAAAGUAUAAGGUGUGGGCUCACCAAACGUUUGACUGUGGGUGAGAUUCAGGAGAAAGCAAUGGCACUUCAAGCAGUUAGAGUAAAUGAUUUGCUGGAAGCAGAGGUAUUACGGCUUAAUCACCUUCGCGACCGAGCAAGUGAAAAAGGACACAGAAAGGAGCUUAGGGAAUGUGUGGAGAAAUUACAGCUUCUGAACUCUCCAGAGGAACGUCAGCGCAGACUGCACGAAAUUCAGGAAGUGCACCCUGAUCCUAGUAUGGAUCCAAGUUAUGAGUCAGAAGACAGUGCUGGAGCAUUCGAUAAGAAACAAGAUGACAAAGUCAAACCAAGGAAAUCUGUCUUUGGUAGAAAGGGAAGGGAACCUUUCCCUCAACCAUGGGAAGGUGACUUUUCAAAUAAUAUUGGAGGCAAGGCACAGAAAAAUCGGGGUAGAGAAACAUUUGGAAUAAAUGGAUGCAGUACAAUAAAGAAUCAGGUCAAUCCCACUGGUUUUACGGCUUUUGAUUGGAAUAAUCAAUCGGUGGUUGAAUCUAAUUCAUCUACAGAGCUUGCAUCAGAAAUUUCAUCGCUACCCUUAUCUGCAGUGAUAAAGACGGACCUAUCUGUUGAUAAUUUUGAGACAGACAAGGUAUGGCACUACCAGGACCCAACUGGUAAAAUUCAAGGACCAUUUGCGAUGAUACAGCUGCGUAAAUGGAGUACAACUGGGCACUUCCCUCCUGAUCAUAGAAUAUGGAGGAUAAAUGAGAAACCAGAUGACUCCAUCCUUUUGGCUGAUGCAGUGAAUGGACAGUAUUAUAAAGAACCAUUAUUGCCACAUGACAGCCACUUACUUUCUCAGGGAUUUACAGUGGCCUUGGAUGAAAGAAACAAUGGCCAGGAUGCUGGAUCAAAGAAGAGUAUGAAUGCAACUCAAAUAGAUGGUAAAAAGGUUGAAGAGAGCUGGAACAUGAAGCAGGAUGGCCAAAGCUUGCAUAAUAAUGGCAACGUUGAACCUGUGAGGUGUACUACACCUGUAGAUGUUGUCAAUUCCAAUGAGGAACAAACCAGAAACCAUUUGCAAGGCCAGGAUCCAUUGAAGGUUAAUAGUUCUUCACCCGAUAAAGCCCAAGAGAGUGGUUCACUACCUUCACCUGUAGUGCCUGUGAAACCAUAUGAAACACUAGUAGGAGAAAGUAGAGGAGCAGAAAAUAACUCUGAUCAGAACAAUGGAAAUUUGGAUCCACCAAAGACAGCUCAGGGUCAAAUUAUGAAUGGACAGUGUACUGAGAACCGAUCUGAUAGUGAGGGCCAUUCAGGCCAAUCUUCUGGACAAAACUGGAGACCUCCACCUGUAAGUAGUCCUUCAAAUGGCUGUGAUUCCAACUCUGAUUUAAUUCCUUUGUCUAAAUCAUGUGAGACGUCAGAACAAGAUCAGAGGGAACUUAGUUUUCCAGAUAUUCCCAGUCCCACUCCAAAACCAAGCAAUGGAGAUUUACUUGGUCAGGCUGCUGAAAAUAAGCAGUCUGUAUCUUCAAAUUUUCCUGUUCAGGAUGCUGGACCUAGCUGGAGCACUGCUUCUAGUUUAGGGGGUGGUGGGGCACAACUUCCCGAAGUAGGUGGUGAAUGGGGUGGGUAUUCCCCAACUCCGGCCAAACCUACUUCUCUUGAGGAAUGGGAAUCCAGUCUUGUCUCUGCAUCUUCUCUAAAACCAAGCGAGAUGGCAGGUGAUUGUGUUGCUACCGCGGUUUCAGUGAGUGGUCAGCUGACUCAUUCUUCCCCAUCCCAUCCUACCUCUAAUGCAUCUGGUUGGCAGGACAUUCUUACUGGAUCCACUGAAUUUUGCACUUUAGCUGGUGAAUCAGUUUCAGAUCUUCUGGCUGAAGUUGAAGCAAUGGAGUCUCUCAGCGGCUUGGCUACCCCGACAUCAAUCAUGAAUUGUGGAGGUGAAUUUACAGAGGGUUCCAAAAAUGAGAGUAUCAGUUCUGUAGAGGGAUUUAGCCCCCCCGACCCUGGUAAAGGUGAUGCCUUAAGCUCCAGUGGUGAUUUGCGGGUACCUAUGGUGUCGGAUGAACCACUUGGGGAAUGCCAGGGAAAUGCUGUUGAUCUGCAAAAAGGAUGUGGUGUGCAUUCUUCCACAAGCACUGAAGCGGAGGGAGACAGAAAACCGAGUGAUGUUUCAGUCAACCAAUGGGAGGCAGGAACAGAGAUCCAAACCACUGCACCACCCAAGGAAAAUUGGGACAUAGCUAGUACAGACAAUCAAUGGAAAGCCAGGUCAGAAAGCACAGAAACCAGUUGGGAAGCAGCCCAGGGAAAUGCAAACAUGGGCUGGGGAGGUGGUCAGGGUAUAGUGCAGGGAAACACAAGCAUCCAUCCAGGUACUCCAGCUGGGGCCAUGUUGGAAAGCCAGUCGAGGUACGGCGGAGACAGAUUCAUCGGUCCAAGAGAUCGGGGUUUUCAGAAUAGGGAUGUAGGUUUUGGUAGGGGUAGGUUCCAAUGGAACAGGCAGACAUAUGGAAAUGGAGGAGGUUCAUUCAGGCCUCCUCCCAAAGGCCAGCGGGUAUGUAAAUAUUAUGAAAGCGGGUACUGCAAGAAGGGAGCAUCAUGUGGUUAUUUGCACCCAUGAUUUUGGGUGCCAGAACAAUUAGACACAUUUAAUUCUGUAAUCAUUACUCAUAAUUAGGAGGCUCUGUUGUUGCCAAUGCUGUAAUUUAACAUGUAAAAGUAGCCAUCAAGAGGCUUUAGUGCAUAAUAAUAUUUUUUGGGUUAGCUUA